AUGUUCAAAAAAUUGUUUGUACUCCUGCUGAUUACCGCUCUCUUUCACAGUGCCCUGUCCAAUGUCUUGAAAAUGAGACACAAGAGGAUGUCGGAGGGGAUCCAUGAGUCCGCGAAAGAUGAGUGUCCUGCCGAAUGUGCAAAAAUUGCUUGCGGAGAAAGGAAGGGGUGCGUGUUCACGUUUGGGAAGAAAAGCUGCAGUACCGUUUUUUGUAAGUAA
Messenger RNA from Cooperia oncophora, 219 nucleotides. The record is from the annotation of a GenBank genome assembly. NCBI's taxonomy places the organism in Eukaryota, Metazoa, Nematoda, Chromadorea, Rhabditida, Trichostrongylidae.